Messenger RNA from Artibeus jamaicensis (Jamaican fruit-eating bat), 1140 nucleotides. It is a transcript of the gene ADH4, whose product is annotated as alcohol dehydrogenase 4 (class II), pi polypeptide. Gene Ontology annotation, molecular function: S-(hydroxymethyl)glutathione dehydrogenase [NAD(P)+] activity; zinc ion binding. Lineage: Eukaryota; Metazoa; Chordata; Mammalia; Chiroptera; Phyllostomidae. Gene Ontology annotation, cellular component: cytosol. The record is from RefSeq and is a predicted model, not a curated record. Gene Ontology annotation, biological process: formaldehyde catabolic process.
AUGGGCACCAAGGGCAAAGUUAUCAAAUGCAAAGCAGCUAUCGCCUGGGAAGCAGGCAAGCCACUUUGCAUAGAAGAGAUUGAAGUAGCUCCCCCAAUGCAUGAAGUCCAAAUUCAGACAAUCGCCACUGGCAUGUGCCACUCUGAUGCCCAUAUUCUCCAUCUUCAAUUUACAAAGGCUCUUUUCCUGGUGGUCCUUGGCCAUGAGGGGGCAGGAAUUGUGGAAAGCAUUGGGCCAGGAGUGACCAAAUUCAAACCAGGUGACAAAGUAAUUCCACUCUACACACCUCAAUGUAAAAGAUGCAAGUUCUGUCUCAGUCCAGUCACAAAUUUCUGCGCAAAACUCAGUCAAUUCAAAAAUCCUGCUGUUGAUCAAGAACUAAUGGAGGACAGAACCAGUAGGUUUACCUGCAAAGGAAAACCAGUUUACCAUUUCAUGGGGACCAGCACCUUCUCUCAGUGCACUGUAGUAUCAGAGACUAAUCUUGCCAAAAUAGAUGAUGAUGUGAAUUUGCAGAGAGUCUGUCUGCUUGGAUGUGAGUUUUCAACUGGCUAUGGAGCUGCAAUCAACACUGCCAAGGUUUUCCCAGGUUCUACUUGUGCCACCUUUGGCCUGGGAGGCAUCGGUCUUUCUGCUGUAAUUAGUUGUCAAGUAUCAGGAGCUUCCAGAAUCACUGCUGUUCAUAUCAACAGUGCAAAGUUUGCAAAGGCCAAAGCCCUUGGAGCCACUGACUGCCUCAAUCCUAGAGACCUCCCAAAGCCCACUCAGGAGGUCAUCACUGAGAUGACCGAUGGGGGUGUGGAUUUUGCAUUUGACUGUGCAGGCAGAUCUGAAGCCAUGGUAUCAGCCCUGGAUUGCACAACAGUAGGCUGGGAAUUGUGUGCUCUCAUUGGAGUGGCUGCUGGUGACAAAGGACUGACUACUUCUCCGGGACAGAUAAUAAUGGGCCGUACUAUCAAUGGAACAAUAUUUGGUGGUUGGAAAGGUGAAGAUGCUAUACCAAAGCUGGUUACUGAUUUCAAGAAUAAGAGAUUUGACCUGGGUGUGCUGGUGACACAUACCCUGCCUUUUGACAAAAUCAAUGAGGCAUUUGACCUAAUGUACCAAGGAAAAAGCAUUCAAACAAUCCUGACCUUCUGA